UACAGCAAUAACGAUGGAUCGACAAGGAUUCUGACGGGUUGCUUGCUUGCACUGCUGAUCCUGUGGACCCUGUUGGGUAACAUUAUGGUUUGCUCCGCGGUGCUGCGUUUUCGCCACCUUCGGACCAAAGUCACCAAUAUUUUCAUCGUGUCCUUGGCGUUAUCGGAUUUAUUUGUGGCGGUGCUGGUGAUGCCGUGGAAGGCCGUUGCCGAGGUGGCGGGGUAUUGGCCUUUUGGUACUUUCUGUAACGUGUGGGUGGCUUUUGACAUUAUGUGCUCCACGGCGUCGAUCCUUAACCUCUGCAUCAUCAGCGUGGAUAGAUACUGGGCCAUCUCGAGUCCCUUCCGAUACGAGAGGAAAAUGACCCAGCGAGUGGCCUUCGUGAUGAUCAGCGUCACGUGGACGUUGUCUGUCAUCAUCUCAUUCAUACCCGUCCAACUUAACUGGCACAAAGCCAGCGAUGACGAAAUGACCGGGACGCACAGCAACUCUUCCGCUGUUGAGCCAAAAGAGGAGAACUGCGACUCGAGUCUUAACAGAGAAUACGCGAUAUCGUCGUCCUUGAUCAGUUUCUACAUCCCCGUGGCGAUCAUGAUUGUGACUUACACCCGAAUUUACCGGAUCGCCCAGAUCCAGAUCCGGAGGAUCGCGUCCCUGGAGCGGGCGGCUGAGCACGCACAGAGCUGCAGGAGCAAUAGGUUAGAGUGCCAACACCACAACACCUUGAAAACAUCCAUUAAAAGGGAAACCAAAGUUCUAAAAACCCUGUCCGUGAUCAUGGGUGUCUUCGUGUGCUGCUGGCUGCCCUUCUUUAUCCUCAACUGCAUGGUCCCCUUCUGCGAGAAGCCAACCGCAGAGCACCCGGCCCCGGGGCUGCCGUGCGUCAGCGAGACCACCUUCGAUGUGUUCGUGUGGUUCGGGUGGACCAACUCCUCGCUCAACCCCAUCAUUUACGCGUUCAACGCUGAGUUCAGGAAGGCUUUCGCGAGUCUCCUGGGCUGUCGCAACUUCUGCUCCAACACGCCAGUAGAAACGGUUAAUAUUAGCAACGAGCUGGUCUCAUACAAUCAGGACACCCUGACCCACAAGGAAAUAGUGAACGCGUACGUGAAUAUGAUUCCAAACGUUGUGGAAUGCAUUGACCACGAGGAGACGUUCGACCGAAUAUCACAGCUUUCCCAUAAUAAUGAAAUCGCCACUGAUUCGGUUUGCGACCUGGACGACUGUGAGGCAGAUAUCAGUCUUGACAGAAUGUCAUCGUUUACACCUAAUGGGAUACACUGA
Messenger RNA from Gadus chalcogrammus (walleye pollock), 1284 nucleotides. RefSeq names its product dopamine receptor D5a (gene drd5a). The coding region runs from base 85 to 1284 and encodes 399 amino acids. The transcript is spliced from 2 exons. Gene Ontology annotation, cellular component: plasma membrane. Gene Ontology annotation, biological process: adenylate cyclase-activating adrenergic receptor signaling pathway. Lineage: Eukaryota; Metazoa; Chordata; Actinopteri; Gadiformes; Gadidae. Gene Ontology annotation, molecular function: dopamine neurotransmitter receptor activity; G protein-coupled receptor activity. The record is from RefSeq and is a predicted model, not a curated record.